CUGAAAAGGGCAAAACAUUUCUUGCAAGCUGCCUGUUGAGAACCAAAGACUGAAAACAGAUGGACACUGCAGGGAAAGUCAUUAAAUGCAAAGCAGCUGUGGCCUGGGGGCCUCAUGAACCACUCAGUAUUGAAGAGAUUGAGGUUGCUCCCCCAAAAGCUCAUGAAGUGCGCAUUAAGAUUGUGGCUACUGGAAUCUGCCGCUCGGAUGACCAUGUUCUAGAAGGAGUAAUAAGUGACUUGAAGUUUCCAGUGAUUCUAGGCCAUGAAGGAGCAGGAAUAGUGGAAAGUGUUGGAGAAGGCGUCAAAAACAUUAAACCUGGGGACAAAGUCAUUCCUCUCUUCAUUCCUCAAUGUGGAGAAUGCAGAUGCUGCUUAAAUCCGAGAAGCAAUUUGUGUUCCAAGAAUGACAUUGGUAAAUACAAAGGUGUGCUGUUGGACAACACAACCAGAUUCACCUGCAAGGGACAGAUGGUACACAAUUUCAUAUGCUGCAGCACCUUCACAGAAUACACUGUGGUGGAUGAAAUAGCUGUCGCUAAGAUAGAUGAUAAUGCUCCUCUGGAUAAAGUGUGUCUGAUUGGCUGUGGCUUUUCUACAGGAUAUGGCUCUGCAGUGAACAUUGCUCAGGUUACCCCUAACUCCUCGUGUGCUGUGUUUGGUCUGGGAGGUGUUGGCCUUUCAGCCAUUAUUGGAUGCAAAGUAGCAGGUGCUUCUAAGAUCAUUGCAGUUGAUACAAAUAGUGAUAAGUUUGCUAAAGCAAAAGAGUUAGGAGCCACUCACUGUGUCAACCCAAAGGAAUUUAAGGAACCCAUCCAUGAGGUGCUAGCAAAUAUGACCGAUGGAGGAGUGGACUACGCGAUUGAGUGCAUUGGAAAUGUUGAUAUAAUGACAUCUGCACUUUUGGGUGCUCAUCAUGGCUGCGGGACUUCCGUUAUUGUUGGCUUGGCUCCUGCAUCAGCUAAAAUGAAUUUUGACCCUGCAUUGAUGCUCACUGGCCGCAAACUGGCAGGAGGAUUGUUUGGAGGUUGGAAGAGCAAAGAAGCUGUGCCAAAGCUGGUUUCUGAAUUUAUGGAUAAUAAGUUCCAGCUGGAUGGGCUAAUAAGUUUCAAAUUUCCAUUUGAAAAAAUCAAUGAAGGUUUUGAGCUUUUGCGCAAGGGAGAAAGCAUACGCACUGUGCUUGAGCUCUGAGACCCUCAUGGACUUUUCCACAUCUUAACAUAAUAUGAGAUAUGAAUAAGGAAGAAGAGUGAUUUUAUAACAGAGAAAAUAUUUAGCGAUUGGCACCAUAAAGCUCACAAAGGAUACAUGAGUAUACUAACACUGGUGGAGGUUAUAUUGCAGACUAAAUUCACCUUAAAUAAUUCUCAAAUAGUAAGACAUUGGUAUAUUUAGCUAAAUACUAUUCUUGCUUGAAAAAAAAACUUGCAAUAAAAUCUAGUAAAAACCAGAAAA
Molecule: messenger RNA, 1454 nt
Organism: Bombina bombina (fire-bellied toad)
Lineage: Eukaryota; Metazoa; Chordata; Amphibia; Anura; Bombinatoridae
Product: alcohol dehydrogenase 1
Exons: 9
Coding region: 60-1190 (376 amino acids)
Biological process (GO): retinoic acid metabolic process; retinol metabolic process
Cellular component (GO): cytosol
Molecular function (GO): all-trans-retinol dehydrogenase (NAD+) activity; zinc ion binding
Source: RefSeq, a predicted model, not a curated record